AUGUCGGUGAUCGAUGCUAGCCGUUUCUUGUCCAUCAGAGAUGUACUAGGGGAAGGGAUGAACAUCCAUGAAGAUGAACAUGCUCGGGGUGGCAUUGAGGAAGGUGGCAGCCAGCUUACGCAUCCUUCCAGCCUCAACAUCGACGCUGCAGAGGAACAAGAUCAAUUAUUGCAUCCAGAGGUUGACAGUGAUGUGCAUCCAUUUGAUGGCAUUGUACAUGGUACUGAGGAAGAACAAUACAAGGAUCCAGCUAGAAGGGCAGUGGCACAAACUGUAUUCUUUGUGCACAUUAAAUCACUCUUCCAAGUUAUAGACUCAUAUAUGCAAUAG
Molecule: messenger RNA, 330 nt
Organism: Miscanthus lutarioriparius
Lineage: Eukaryota; Viridiplantae; Streptophyta; Magnoliopsida; Poales; Poaceae
Source: the annotation of a GenBank genome assembly